Messenger RNA from Cinara cedri, 1131 nucleotides. Lineage: Eukaryota; Metazoa; Arthropoda; Insecta; Hemiptera; Aphididae. The record is from the annotation of a GenBank genome assembly.
AUGCAAAAUGUACCAAUGAAAACAGCCAUGCCAUGGGGUCAGUGGUGGCAAGAGGAUGAAGAGGUGUAUCUUGAGUUGAAUAUUCCCAGAAACACGAAGCAUGACGAAGUACAAAUCCAUUUAUCAGAAACAUUGCCCACAUUGAUCGAAAUCGUUGUAAAAAACAACAUAAUAUUUUCGGUAGGUAUAAGUUUGUAAAUGCCUAAAGGCAGAACGGCUGCAAAUUACAAAAUAAAUCCGAAGUCGGCUUUUUUACGUACAAUUUACCACAUUUUUUUUUUGUACUGAUCGCUUUAUAUUUUUCAAGAUUAUUAAUAUUUUUGUCUCGUUCCAGUAAUUAAUUUUUAGGUAGGUAGGUAUCUCGUUAUUUUGUGUACCACUUAUUCUAAGCAUAUUUUUGUAUACAAAUCGUUACUUUAAAAUUGAUUAAUAGAAAUAGUGCUUAGGUACAUGAAUGUAGUAAAGUGUUAAAAAUAAAAGAAAAUAUAACUAAAAACUAAUACAAUCAGUAGGUACAUAAAAUAUUAUGUAGGUUUUUAUAUUAUAGUUAUUAGUUCUUCUCCUUCGCCUCAGUCUCAAUUAUUUGAGGUUAGGUUAUGAUAUAUGACGGCGUGUUGUUUAUUCAAAAAUUAGGUUAUUGGUACAAUUAUUAGUAAGUAGUAGUUGGUGAUAAACUUUUUGUUUGGACCCUCACCCUCCAAAAAAAAAUCCUGGCCAAGUGCUUGAAUGUGAAAGCAUUCACUUAAAGUGUUAAUGUUUUUUUUUGGUAACUAUUAAUUUUGGAAGUAUUCCAUCAUCAGACAUAUCUCCUCUUUUUUUCACAUUUUAUUUAGUUUGUAUAAAAGAUGAUUAUAUGAUCUCAAACUAACAAAAAUUAUAUGUUUUCCAAUAGUUUUUCUUUUUAUAAUGUAUGCUAAUAUAUUUUCAUAGAAUGUUUUAUAAAGUAUUUAGUAUUUUAUUUCAAUUUAACAGGAUCAAUUGUUAAAACCGGUAGUAAGCGAUGAAACUACUUGGAACAUCAGAAGAACUAGUGGGACACUCAAUGUAAUGUUACUGAAGUUAAAUUACGUUGAGGGCGAAGAACCAUGGAACACAUUGUUCAAUCCGUUUCCAAUAAAAAAUGGAGAAUAA